Molecule: messenger RNA, 2879 nt
Organism: Diospyros lotus (date-plum)
Lineage: Eukaryota; Viridiplantae; Streptophyta; Magnoliopsida; Ericales; Ebenaceae
Product: pentatricopeptide repeat-containing protein At2g37230
Exons: 2
Coding region: 203-2455 (750 amino acids)
Molecular function (GO): protein binding
Source: RefSeq, a predicted model, not a curated record
ACAGAUGCACCGCAGUUGAACUCUCCAAAACCCUAGCUCUCCGUCUCUCUCUCUCUCUCUCUCUCUCUCCAAACCGUAAACCCCUCCCCGCGCAUCGGUGUUCUAUUUCUCUCAUGAAGAUCGAAACUUGACCCAACACCAAUAAUCUCUCUGGCUUUUCACAUUCUUCACACGCAUCCCACUGAUCAAACAACAUCCAGAAAUGGCCUACAUCUCUGCAUCGAAGCGACCGCAUUUGAGGCCCCGACUUUACUCUGAUCUUUCCAUCAUUUCGAACCCCAUCUCCCUCAAAUCCCUCUAUUUCUUCUGCUCAUCAUCUUCUGCGGAGCCCCCAAUCGAAACAGAAACAGAAACAGAGUCGCCAGUUUUACUAGCAGAAGCAGCGAGCCAGAGAGCGCCGAGAGGUAGGCAUCGGAACCCGGAAAAGUUAGAGGAUGUAAUUUGUCGGAUGAUGGCCAAUCGGCCUUGGACGACCCGUUUACAGAACUCGAUUAGGAGUUUGGUGCCCGAAUUUGAUCGUUCACUAGUUUAUAAUGUGUUGCACGGCGCUCGGAACUCGGAGCACGCUCUCCAGUUCUUUCGAUGGGUUGAGAGGGCCGGGUUGUUCUGCCACGAUAGGGAAACUCACUGUAAGAUAAUUGAGAUUCUGGGUCGUGAUUCGAAGCUCAACCAUGCCCGGUGUAUACUGUUGGAUAUGCCGAAGAAGGGCGUCAAUUGGGACGAGGAUAUGUUUGUUAUGCUUAUUGAUGGCUAUGGUAAAGCAGGUAUUGUUCAAGAGAGUGUGAAGAUUUUUCAGAAAAUGGAGCAGCUGGGGGUUGAGAGGACAAUAAAAUCGUAUGAUUGUUUGUUCAAAGUGAUAUUGCGGCGUGGACGGUAUAUGAUGGCCAAGAGGUACUUUAACAAGAUGCUGAGUGAGGGGAUAAUGCCAACUUGCAACACUUACAAUAUUAUGAUUUGGGGUUUCUUCCUUUCGACUAGGGUUGAGACUGCAAAUCGGUUCUUCGAAGACAUGAAAAGUAGGGAGAUUUUGCCUAAUGUGGUUACUUACAAUACUAUGAUUAAUGGGUAUUAUCGUGUUAAGAAGGUUGAGGAAGCAGAGAAAUAUUUUGUGGAAAUGAAAGGAAGGAAUAUUGCUCCAACGGUCAUAAGUUAUACCACCAUGAUUAAAGGGUAUGUUUCAGUUGGACGAGUUGAUGAUGCUUUGAAAUUGCUUGAAGAGAUGAAGAGUUUUGAUAUUAAGCCGAAUGCUUUUACGUACUCUACACUAUUGCCUGGGCUCUGUGAUGCAGAUAAGAUGACUGAAGCUCAAAACAUUUUGAAGGAGAUGGUAGAAAAAUUUAUUGCGCCAAUGGACAAUUCAAUCUUCAUAAAAUUAAUAACUGGCCAGUGCAAGGCCGGUAACUUGGAUGCAGCCUCAGAUGUGCUGAAAGCGAUGAUUAGGUUGAGCAUUCCAACAGAGGCUGGACAUUAUGGUGUUUUAAUUGAGAAUUUCUGCAAGGCUGGAAUAUACGAUCGGGCAGUUAAAUUGUUGGAUAAACUUAUUGAGAAAGAAAUUAUUUUGAGGCCACUGAACACUUUUGAAAUGGAGCCCAGUGCAUAUAACCCUGUGAUUAUGUAUCUCUGCAACAAUGGGCAGACAGAAAAAGCUGAAACAUUUUUCCGGCAGCUGAUGAAAAAGGGUGUUCUUGAUCCCGUUGCCUUCAAUAAUCUCAUGUAUGGACAUGCAUCUGAAGGAAAACUUGAUUCUGCUUUUGAAGUUUUAAAGAUCAUGAUUCGGAGAAAGGUUCCUUCAGAGGGAAGUGCAUUCAAGGUACUUGUUGAGAGCUACUUAAGGAAAGGUGAACCAACUGAUGCUAAAACUGCUUUGGAUUGUAUGAUUGAGCAGGGUCAUGCUCCCGAAUCAUCUCUUUAUAGAUCAGUAAUGGAGAGUCUCUUUGAAGAUGGGAGGGUCCAAACAGCAAGUCGUGUGAUGAAGACUAUGGUCGAGAAGGGGGUUAUGGAGAACAUGGACCUUGUUGCUAAGAUCUUGGAAGCUCUUCUAAUGAGGGGUCAUGUAGAGGAAGCCCUUGGGCGUAUUGAACUACUAAUGCAUGGUGGCUGGGCACCUGAUUUUGAUAAUCUUUUGUCUGUUCUUUGUGAGAAAGGGAAAACCAUUGCUGCUCUGAAGCUGUUGGAUUUUGCUUUGGAGAGAGACUGUACCAUUGACUUUUCAAGCUAUGACAAGGUACUGGAUGCCCUUUUAGGAGCUGGGAAGACCCUCAAUGCAUAUUCAAUCUUGUGUAAGGUAAUGGAGAAAGGAGGAGUUACUGACUGGAGUAGCUGUGAAGAGCUAAUCAAAAAUCUCAACAAAGAGGGGAAUACUAAGCAAGCAGAUAUUCUGUCGAGGAUGAUCAUGGGAGGGGAUAGAGCUGCUGGGAGGAAGAAAGGGAACAAAUUGGCUUCUGUCGUCUCAUGAUUCCAUUGUGCCUUCUUUGUAUCAGUUUUGAGGAGAACAACAAAUUCUACUUGAUAAGGAAAACAAUGUUUAGAGGGGAAAUUAUUCUCAGUUUUUGAGGAUUAGAGGGGAGAGGUUCUUGUGGAUUUGCAACAAACCGACAGCCUUCCCUUGUUGCUCAUGACACCCUUUGAAUCUCAAUAACCUAGCUGCUUGCUGAUGUUCCCAGUUCUUAGUUCUUCCCACUUCGCAUGAUCAGAUAGAUUUGGGUUUUAAUUUGGAUUUUUGGGUUGAAGUCUGAAGAUGUUGAUUUUGGAGUUUGGUUAACCGAAAUUUUGAAUUUUUGAUAUAUUUUUUGGUUGUGAAUCUGAUCAAACAUGAGAUUCUUUUAUAUAUAUUUUUGUUUUUUCUGGGAAUAUAGCCGAAUAUGUGAUUUUGGGUUUUA